Messenger RNA from Aspergillus steynii IBT 23096, 1695 nucleotides. RefSeq names its product BCS1 and AAA domain-containing protein. Gene Ontology annotation, biological process: mitochondrial respiratory chain complex III assembly; protein insertion into mitochondrial inner membrane from matrix. Gene Ontology annotation, molecular function: ATP binding; ATP hydrolysis activity. The coding region runs from base 1 to 1695 and encodes 564 amino acids. The record is from RefSeq and is a predicted model, not a curated record. NCBI's taxonomy places the organism in Eukaryota, Fungi, Ascomycota, Eurotiomycetes, Eurotiales, Aspergillaceae. Gene Ontology annotation, cellular component: mitochondrial inner membrane. The transcript has a single exon.
AUGGCAAACCUCACCCUCAACCCUCCCUCCAACUCCACCCUCCUCACCCCCUCCGACACCGCCAUCCUCGAGGCCUUCAUCCCAGGCUACUCCUUCAUCUCGCGCAUCCUAAUCAACCACCUCCACAUCGACCCGACCCGAUACCUCCCCUACGUCCUCGGCUGCGUAGUCCUCCUCGCCUCGCUGAAGUACACCUCGUCCCGCAUCCGCCACCUCAUCGAGACACACUGCGUCUCCAAAGCCGAGAUCCGCCUCGACGACGAAAUCUACAGCUACCUGAUGUUCUGGCUGGCACAGCAGCCGUUCACGAACCGCACGACGCACUUCGUAGCCGGCACACGCACCGGCGGAUCCGGCGGCCGGUCGUACUACGAUUCCGACUCGGAGGACUCCGACUCCGAAGACAACGAGUACGACGAGCACGGGAACGUGCUGGUCUCGUUUGACGCGUACUGGGCGAAGGCGAAGAACCGCGACAAGUACAAGCGGCUGCGGUUCACGCCGGCGGAGGGGACGCACUAUUUCUGGUUUCGGCGGAGGCUGCUGGCGUUCAUGCGCGUGAAGGAGGAUAAUAACAACAAGGCCAGUUUCUACUCGCGGUUGACGCCUGAACGGCUCUAUCUUGCGUGUUUGGGCCGGGAUCCGACUAUUCUGAAGGAGUUGUUGGUGGAGGCUCAGAGAGCGUAUGUGGCGCGGGACUUGAAUACGACGGUGAUUUACCGCGCGCAGAAGUCCCCCGGCGAGUAUGUCGACUGGACGAGGUGCAUGUCGCGGGCGCCGAGGCCGCUGUCGACGGUGGUGUUGGCGGCGGAGCGCAAGCAGGCGUUCAUCGAUGAUAUCAAGGAGUAUUUGCACCCGCGGACGAGGCGCUGGUACUCGAAUCGCGGCAUCCCGUAUCGUCGGGGGUAUUUGCUGCAUGGGCCGCCUGGGACGGGCAAGACGAGUUUGUGCUUCGCGGCAUCCGGCAUGCUAGGGCUGUCGCUGUAUCUGCUGAAUCUGAGCUCGAAGAGCUUCGGCGAGGAUGAUCUGAUGAGUCUGUUCCAUGAGCUGCCGAGGCGGUGCAUUGUUCUCUUGGAGGAUGUGGAUUGCGCCGGAAUGGCGAAGGAGAGGACGCUGGGUGAUGGGGAGAAGGGAGGCGAGCAGAAGGAGAAGGAGACGGGUUCAGAGGAGGCCACCACGACUGCGAAGCAGGGUGUGUCGCUGUCCGGGCUGCUGAAUGUCAUUGAUGGCGUGGCGGCGAGCGAGGGCCGGAUUCUCGUGAUGACGACCAACCACCCGGAUAAAUUGGAUGCGGCGCUUCUUCGUCCGGGACGUGUGGAUAUGUCCGUUGAGUUUGGGUAUGCCGAGUCCGAGGACAUCAGUGAGCUCUUUACGGCCAUUUAUUCAUCCCUCGAGGGCGACGUUCGGCUGCCUCGGGGAAGAGCCAUGGCGUUGGAGGAGCAGAAGCGAAAGGAAAAGGGCGAUGUCAUUGAGGCCCCGUGGCAUCGUAUCUCGCGUGAGAAAGUCCAGGGGCUCGCGUCGGAGUUCGCAUUGCGUGUGCCUCCGUCCGAGUUCACGGCUGCUGAGAUUCAGGGAUACCUUUUGAACCACAAGGAUGAUCCUGAAAGCGCCAUCAAUGGUGCCGAGGAGUGGGUGGAACGCACUCGGUCGAAGCGCAAGGAGAAGGAGAAUCCGCUGGCUUCGUCUGGCGUUUAA